UGGAUAUAAACACAACGGAGAAUACAAACAUUAGGUAGGUACAAUAAAACAAGGAUAAAACUAAAAUAAAACCUGAUAAAGCGGUGAAAACAUACUUUGUAAAGAGGAUUUGUGACACAUUUUGGGACAUUUGCUUAAAUCAGACGUUUUUUCUUUGAUUUUUGGAGAGUUAUUUAUAGCUUGGUGUCAAAAGUAAUGGCAAAGGAGCCGGGCGUGGUGAGAUAUGAUCCGAACACGGAGGCGUUUCAAAUGCGUGCGCAAUGGAAAAAGGUGGAAAAUUGCAAAAUGCAAUGGGCUGAGCGGUGGGCCUGGUUAUUGGAUGAAGGAAAACAAGCUAAGAGCGAGGCGGAUGCUAUUCAUCAGGAGACAGCCGCUGUUUUGCCACGUGUCGUGGGCAAAUCAGAAUCACAGAAAUCAUUGAAACCGGUGCCCAUCACAUCAACGGGCAUUAUCGGAUGGCUCGCCGCCAAGCCGGACUGUCAACUAGAGAUAUAUACAUCUUGGAUAACAAAGGUUCCACUCCGCAUUCCGGAUACAUGGGACAACAAUAACUACUUCGGACAGGGGGAGCAGUGAACUAUCCC
Molecule: messenger RNA, 584 nt
Organism: Pararge aegeria (speckled wood butterfly)
Lineage: Eukaryota; Metazoa; Arthropoda; Insecta; Lepidoptera; Nymphalidae
Exons: 4
Coding region: 196-576 (126 amino acids)
Source: RefSeq, a predicted model, not a curated record